UGUUUCCUGCUGAACCUGAGUCUCCUGCAACCCACAUCAGCCAUUCAAAAUCUUUCCUUCUGGGCUUUUCUCUGAAAUUCACUCUUGAUAGACGGUAUAUAAGGCCAGCUCCUCCAAGCAGAGAAACUCCCCCUGGCUGCCACAGGAGGCCAAGGCACUCAAUAGUCCUACCCACAGGGAUUCUGCAAGGCUCACACCCUCAUCCGGGGUCUUGUUUCAGCGAUGUUGGUCUGUCUCCAUCUUCAAGUCUUUCUGGCUUCCGUGGCCUUAUUCGAGGUUGCAGCAUCUGACACAAUUGCACAGGCCGCCAGCACCACUACCAUCUCUGAUGCUGUGAGUAAGGUCAAGACCCAGGUCAACAAGGCUUUCCUGGAUUCCCGGACCAGGCUGAAGACGGCCUUGAGCUCUGAGGCACCCACCACCCGACAGCUCUCGGAGUACUUCAAGCACGCCAAGGGCCGCACCCGCACGGCCAUUCGCAACGGGCAGGUGUGGGAGGAGUCCUUAAAGAGGCUGAGGCGGGACACAACCCUGACCAACGUCACAGACCCUAGCCUGGACUUGACUGCACUCUCCUGGGAGGUGGGCUGCGGUGCCCCGGUUCCUCUGGUGAAAUGUGAUGAAAACAGCCCUUACCGCACCAUCACGGGAGACUGUAACAACAGGAGGAGCCCCGCGCUGGGCGCCGCCAACAGGGCGCUGGCGCGCUGGCUGCCGGCGGAGUACGAGGACGGGCUCGCCGUGCCCUUCGGCUGGACGCAGAGGAAGACGCGCAACGGCUUCCGCGUCCCGCUGGCCCGUGAGGUAUCCAACAAAAUUGUAGGCUACCUGGACGAAGAGGGUGUUCUAGACCAAAACAGGUCCCUGCUCUUCAUGCAGUGGGGUCAAAUUGUGGACCACGACCUGGACUUCGCCCCGGAAACGGAACUGGGGAGCAGCGAGCACUCCAAAGUCCAGUGUGAGGAGUACUGUAUCCAGGGAGACAACUGCUUCCCCAUCAUGUUCCCAAAAAACGAUCCCAAGUUGAAGACUCAAGGGAAAUGCAUGCCUUUCUUCCGAGCCGGGUUUGUCUGCCCCACUCCACCUUACCAGUCGUUGGCCCGAGAUCAGAUCAAUGCUGUGACCUCCUUCCUGGACGCCAGCUUAGUGUACGGCUCUGAGCCCAGUCUGGCCAGCCGUCUCCGGAACCUCAGCAGCCCGCUGGGCCUCAUGGCUGUCAACCAAGAAGCCUGGGACCACGGGCUGGCCUACCCGCCCUUUAACAAUGUGAAGCCAAGCCCCUGUGAGUUCAUCAACACCACUGCCCACGUGCCCUGCUUCCAGGCGGGAGAUUCCCGAGCCUCAGAGCAGAUCCUGCUGGCCACUGUCCACACCCUCCUUCUCCGGGAGCACAACCGGCUGGCCAGAGAACUAAAGCGACUCAACCCUCACUGGGAUGGAGAGAUGCUCUACCAGGAAGCCCGGAAGAUCCUGGGAGCCUUCAUACAGAUUAUCACCUUUAGGGACUACCUACCCAUUGUGCUAGGUAGUGAGAUGCAGAAGUGGAUCCCGCCCUACCAAGGCUAUAACAACUCUGUGGAUCCCCGAAUUUCCAAUGUCUUCACCUUUGCCUUCCGCUUUGGCCACAUGGAGGUUCCCUCCACUGUGUCCCGCCUGGAUGAGAAUUACCAGCCGUGGGGUCCGGAAGCAGAGCUCCCCCUGCACACCCUCUUCUUCAACACCUGGAGGAUAAUCAAAGACGGUGGAAUUGACCCCCUGGUGCGGGGUUUGCUGGCCAAGAAGUCCAAACUGAUGAAUCAGAAUAAAAUGGUGACGAGUGAGCUGCGCAACAAGCUUUUCCAGCCCACUCACAAAAUCCACGGCUUUGACCUGGCUGCUAUCAAUUUACAGCGUUGCCGGGACCAUGGGAUGCCUGGGUACAACUCCUGGAGGGGCUUCUGUGGCCUCUCACAGCCCAAGACGCUGAAGGGGCUGCAGGCCGUGCUGAAGAACAAGAUACUGGCUAAGAAGUUACUGGAUCUCUACAAGACCCCCGACAACAUUGACAUCUGGAUCGGAGGCAACGCCGAGCCCAUGGUAGAAAGGGGCCGGGUGGGGCCUCUCCUGGCCUGCCUCCUAGGGAGGCAAUUCCAGCAGAUACGUGAUGGGGACAGGUUCUGGUGGGAGAACCCUGGGGUCUUCACUGAGAAGCAGCGGGACUCUCUACAGAAAGUAUCCUUCUCGCGCCUCAUCUGUGACAACACCCACGUCACGAAGGUCCCGCUGCAUGCCUUCCAGGCCAACAACUACCCACAUGACUUUGUGGAUUGCUCAGCCGUUGAUAAGCUGGAUCUCUCACCCUGGGCCUCCAGGGAGAAUUAGGGGCCCGGGCUCCACAGCCUCCCACACUGUUCAGUAGAGCUCCCCUUGGCCCCGAUGCCAUUUCAAGUAGACUCAGUGACCCAGCCCCUUCGGGCUCCCUACCCCAUCCCAGGCCUUCUGCCCAGCCGAGUCUCUCUGCACGCCCCCCAAGCACACCUUGCUCAAGCCCAAGGCAGCCGCCUUGCCGCUCCAGCUCUUCCUGUUGAAUCCCACCUCUCCACCCCCAUCGUCUCCAUCUUCGGAAACCCCCCUUCUGUCAAGACUUACACCCUCCAACAUGCUUUCCGAUCUUGCUUGCAGAUGUCACCCAUCCUUUCCCCAAAAAAGUCUUGGCUGAGGCUGCGGCCUUGACCCCUGUAUCUUUCCUCCCCUUGAACUAGACUGUAAACUUCUUGAGGGCGGCUUCCAAGUGUGUCCUGGGGCCCCCAGCAUAGUACGUGGCACACAGUGAAUGCUCAAUAAACACCUGAUGAUUGACUACA
Molecule: messenger RNA, 2843 nt
Organism: Capra hircus (goat)
Lineage: Eukaryota; Metazoa; Chordata; Mammalia; Artiodactyla; Bovidae
Gene: LPO
Product: lactoperoxidase
Exons: 13
Coding region: 223-2361 (712 amino acids)
Biological process (GO): response to oxidative stress
Molecular function (GO): heme binding; thiocyanate peroxidase activity
Source: RefSeq, a predicted model, not a curated record